GGAACUGUGAUAGGUGAUUAUAGAGGAAGCGAGCUUGCACAAAUCAAAAAUCAACAACACAUUACCGACUUCCAAUAUAAGCCUCAAUCAAUGAAGAAAUCAAUGGAGGUUGGACUACUAAUCGCAUACGGUGCCUUGGGUAUCAUGGCAGUGGCACCAAUCUAUUAUGGGUCAUUUGCCUCAAUUAAGUGGCCGAAGAAAUCGAAACCCGAGCACCCUGGUCAGAAUCCUGACACGGAUUCUUCAGAGGAUGAAUCCAUUAAUGAUCCUCUCACAACAGAAGACGCUUAUCUUUUCCCAGUCUUUGGCUCCAUUGUUCUAUUUUCGUUAUAUUUAGUAUUCAAGUUUUUGGACAAAGAGUACGUGAAUUAUCUUGUCACGGCAUACUUUUCAUUUUUGGGAGUGGUCGCUGUGACAGACGCUGGAGUGCAUUGUAUUAAAAAUACCGUUGGGAUCAAAUAUAAUGCGUAUAAAAUUCUGUUGACGAAAAAAGAUAAGGAGCUCUAUAAAACAAGAUUCACUGUUGUCCACCUUUUUACUCUUUUAUUUUCGAUCCUUAUUACAGCCUACUAUGUGGCAACAAAAAAUUGGAUUAUAUCCAACAUCUUUGGGCUUGCCUUCGCUUUUAAAGCAAUUCAAAUGCUUUCACUGGAUUCCUUUAAAACCGGUGCGAUCCUUCUCAGCGGAUUAUUUUUCUACGAUAUAUUUUGGGUAUUUGGUACUGAGGUUAUGGUAACAGUGGCAAAAAGUUUUGACGCACCAAUCAAAGUGGUUUGGCCGAAAAGAUUGUUCGGAUUGCAACCCGAUGAGGCUUUACAGUUUACAAUGUUGGGACUAGGUGACAUAGUGAUACCUGGAAUCUAUGUUGCAUUGUGUCUCCGCUUUGAUCACAGUAAUUACAUAAAAAGUAACCCUAAAGCGCGUCGAAACUCAAAAUUCCCCACACCCUACUUUAAUAAUUGUUUUGCCGCCUAUAUAUUGGGUCUCGCGACAACUAUCGUCGUCAUGCAUACGUUCAAAGCUGCCCAACCCGCAUUACUCUAUCUUUCUCCCGCUUGUAUAUUAUCUGUUAUGAUCACGGGAAUACUAAAAAAUCAAGUGAAAGAAGUUUUCACCUUUUCUGACAAAAAGGACGAUAAGAAACAAAAAGUAGGUGACGCACGAAAGCAUGCUUCAAGCGAAAGCGAAGGUGAUGAUGGACCUGUCAAACAACGUAACAUCAAGACGGAGGAAAAAACUGGAGAUGGUUCUGCCGAGGACGAAGAUUAUGUUGAAGUAUCGGCUACCGGUGCAAAAAGUAAAAAAAAGAAGAAAUCAUCUAAGAAGAAGACUGUCGGAAAUGAUAAAUAG
Acaulospora morrowiae is the source of this 1350-nucleotide messenger RNA. The record is from the annotation of a GenBank genome assembly. Lineage: Eukaryota; Fungi; Glomeromycota; Glomeromycetes; Diversisporales; Acaulosporaceae.